Molecule: messenger RNA, 1968 nt
Organism: Sugiyamaella lignohabitans
Lineage: Eukaryota; Fungi; Ascomycota; Dipodascomycetes; Dipodascales; Trichomonascaceae
Gene: ACS2
Product: acetate--CoA ligase ACS2
Exons: 2
Coding region: 1-1968 (655 amino acids)
Cellular component (GO): cytosol
Molecular function (GO): acetyl-CoA synthetase activity; AMP binding
Source: RefSeq, a predicted model, not a curated record
AUGACUGCAUUACUACGCCAGGGCUGCUAUUCGAAACUUUGGCGCAAACACCCUUCCAAGACACAUCUGAGCUCUUUUGAUCACUAUAGCCAGCUCUAUAAAGAGUCAAUUGAGAACCCCGACAAGUUUUUCGGCGAUGCUGCUAGAGAAUUAUUAAGUUGGGACAGAGAUUUCAAGACCGUCAGCUCGGGUGGUUUUGAACAUGGUGAUGUUGCUUGGUUCUUAGAGGGCCAGCUCAAUGCUUCUUAUAACUGUGUUGACAGACACGCUUUUGCCAAUCCUGAAAAGAUUGCUCUUAUCUAUGAAGCAGAUGAUGCCAAGGAUUCCCGUAAUGUCACCUACGGUGAAUUGCUCCGUCAAGUAUCCAAAUUGGCUGCUGUCUUGACCUCUUUUGGUGUUAAAAAAGGUGAUACCGUAGCUAUCUACUUGCCCAAUAUUCCUGAGGCCAUUGUCGCUCUUUUGGCUGUCACCCGUAUUGGUGCUAUCCACUCUGUCAUCUUCGCUGGUUUCUCAUCUGGUUCUCUUAAGGACCGUAUUAAUGAUGCCAAGUGUAAGGUCAUUAUUACCAGUGACGAGGGCCGUCGUGGUGGUAAGACUGUUUAUACCAAGAAGAUUGUCGAUGACAGUCUCAAGAACGCUCCUUCUAUCGAAAAGGUUCUUGUUUUCAAGAGAACUGGUUCUGAGAUCCCUUGGACCGAGGGCCGUGAUUUCUGGUGGCACGAGGAACUCGAUAAGCAACGUGCUUAUUCUCCUCCUGUUGCUGUCAACUCUGAGGACCCUCUUUUCUUACUAUACACUUCAGGUUCCACCGGUUCUCCAAAGGGUGUUGUACACUCGACUGCUGGUUACUUACUCGGUGCUGCCAUUACUGCUAAGCAUGUGUUCGAUAUUCAAGAGAAGGAUAUCCUCUUCACAGCUGGUGACGUCGGUUGGAUCACUGGCCACACCUAUGCUCUUUAUGCUCCUCUUCUUCUCGGUGCUACUAGUGUUAUUUUUGAAGGCACCCCUGCAUACCCCAACUUGUCUCGUUACUGGCAAAUCAUUGAAAAGUACAAGGUUACUCAGUUCUACGUUGCUCCUACUGCCUUGAGACUGCUCAAGAGAGGUGGUGAAGAGUUUAUUACUGGUCACGACUUGUCUUCUCUCAGAACUCUUGGCUCCGUCGGUGAGCCAAUUGCCGGUGAGAUCUGGGAGUGGUACCACGAGUUGAUUGGUAACAGCGAAUGCCACAUUGCUGAUACCUACUGGCAAACUGAGACUGGCUCUCAUAUCAUUGCUCCUCUUGCUGGUAUUACUCCCAUGAAGCCCGGUAGUGCUUCGUUCCCUUUUUUCGGCAUUGAUUUGGCCAUUAUUGACCCUGUCACUGGAAAGGAGCUCGUUGGCAAUGAUGUCGAGGGUGUUCUUGCUGUCAAGAAGCCCUGGCCAUCUAUUGCCAGAUCCGUUUGGGGUGCUCACCAAAGAUAUCUCGAUACCUACUUGAAGCCAUACCCCGGUCUCUACUUCACGGGAGACGGUGCUGCUCGUGACCACGAAGGUUUCUACUGGAUCCGUGGCCGUGUUGACGACGUUGUCAACGUGUCUGGCCACAGACUGUCGACUGCCGAGAUCGAGGCCUCGCUCAUCGAGCACCACAGUGUUGCCGAGUCGGCUGUUGUCGGCGUCAGCGACGACUUGACUGGUCAAGCCGUCAUUGCAUUCGUCUCGCUCAAGGACGGAUUCGACCACACCCAAGAAAUCAAGAAAGAGCUCAUCAUGCACGUCCGCAAGGAAAUCGGUCCCUUCGCUGCCCCUAAGACCGUUAUCGUCAUCGAUGACCUGCCCAAGACUAGAUCCGGCAAGAUCAUGAGACGUAUUCUCCGCAAGAUCGUGUCCAACGAGGCUGACUCUAUCGGCGACAUCUCCACCCUCAACAACCCCCAAUCCGUCGACCAAAUCAUUGCUGCUGUCGAUAUCCAGCUCAAGAAAUAA